Messenger RNA from Fragaria vesca subsp. vesca, 872 nucleotides. RefSeq lists its product as uncharacterized. The transcript is spliced from 2 exons. NCBI's taxonomy places the organism in Eukaryota, Viridiplantae, Streptophyta, Magnoliopsida, Rosales, Rosaceae. The coding region runs from base 47 to 385 and encodes 112 amino acids. The record is from RefSeq and is a predicted model, not a curated record.
UUCAUUUCAUAACUUAAAGCAAUCGAGUUCAAACUUUUUGCUGAAAAUGGAGGACAAUGACUCGUGGCUAGCCCGAGACAAGCUCUAUCACUUCCUCUUCUGCUUCUCUCUCACUCUCUUCUUCUCCACAUUCGUCGCCCGAACCCCUUACCCGUUUCUACGUCGCCACUCUAUUCGGGUCGGGUCACUCUUAUCUCUCUUAGCCGGCGCCGCCAAGGAGUUCGCCGACGAGCUCGGCUUCUUCCACUCCGCCGGCGCCUCCGCUAAAGACGCCGUCGCCAAUUUCAUCGGCGUCGUCGUCGCUUCGCUCCUGCUUUCUCUGGUUCGAUACUUGGCCCGAUCCGAUAAUGAGGCGGGUCGGAUCAAAGAGCUCAACAUGGUUUGAAUGCGCCUUUGGUUUGGUGGGUGUUUUGGGGAUUUGGGAUUUGGAGGAAUAAGAAUUGGGCAUUGUGGUUUUUGAUGAUCACUGAAGUAGAGAGUAACUUUUGGCUUGACGAGGGUGUUGAGCAGUCAUCUUCUGAAGCUCCUUGUCAAAGGCUUUUCACCUUCUUCCUCUGGCAGCUUGACUGCUGUGUAGGUUCCUGCCCCGCAUAGUGCCCCAAGAACUGGUGCAGUGAGGUAGACCCAUAUGGCUUUGAAGUUGUUUGCAGCUAUGGCUGGUCCUAGUGUUCUCACGGGGUUCAUCGAAGCUCCUGUUGUCUCCCUGCAUAUUAGUGUGAAGGAAAGGUUUCAGUAGAUCAUCCUUUUUAUAUUGACUUGUUGAAUAUAUGUUUACAAAAAUCUUGAAAGUUCAAUUUGUGAUUUUUAGACACACAGGCAUAGAUAAUUUAUAGGUUGUAAUUCAGUCUUACCCAGCAAUGAGUAUGUUAAGC